AUGUCACGCUUCGACUUCCACAUCACGACACCUCGUCUAUACCUCUCAUACUGCGAUCCAACCCUCGAUGCUCACUGCGACUUUUUUCUCGAGCUUCUCCACAGCGCCCCAUCCAGAAAAUGGCAUCCAAAUGUCCUCGAGACAAUUCCAGAUCGCGAAGCUGCCCGCAAGAUACUGGCAGCCGGUGAAGAAAGAUUGAUAAAGACAGGUUACGGGCGUUACCUCAUCAGCUUGAAGCCUGAAAACGAAGACGAGUCCGGAAAGCCCUUUUCAGAGAGGGAAUUUGAGCACAUUGGCCUUGUGAGCAUGCAAGUAGCGAGAAUUGACGGUAUUCCUGGACCAACGAUUCCGGAUGUAGGGUUCAAUAUGAUGGAAAAAUAUCAUGGAAAAGGAUACGCGACCGAGGCGGUACAGGAGUUGAUAAAGUACUAUGAGACGAAGGGCAUCAAAGAGUUUGCGGGUUUGACGCACGUGACCAAUGAGCCUUCGAUGAAACUGUUUCGUAGAGCCGGAUUCAAGAGCUGGGGUACCAGGACUGUAAAGGGCAUUAUGUGGACGGGUGAGGAUGUUGAGGUGAACGUUUGGACUUGUGGAAUUGCGGAUGGGAGCAAGUUGGAGGAGUUUGGUUUGUGA
Molecule: messenger RNA, 633 nt
Organism: Pyrenophora tritici-repentis Pt-1C-BFP
Lineage: Eukaryota; Fungi; Ascomycota; Dothideomycetes; Pleosporales; Pleosporaceae
Product: RimL, Acetyltransferase, including N-acetylase ribosomal protein
Molecular function (GO): acyltransferase activity, transferring groups other than amino-acyl groups
Source: RefSeq, a predicted model, not a curated record